AUGGGUACCCCGCAUGUCUGCUUCGCCGAUGAGCAGCAGCACUUGCAACACAAGACCGCCAGCAAUGGCAGCCUGAACAACAACAACAAUACCAGCAGCGGCGGCGGCAGUGGCAGCGGUAGCCAGUCGAAACUGGAGGUGGGCUACAACAACACCCCCUCGCCGGGCGGCAGCCUCAGCGUUUCGCCCACACCCCGCUACGAACGCAAUCUGGGCUUCUUUCGGCAGCUGAGCCGCCGCUUCGGCCUGAGGUCGCAGGAUGACCUAGUUCAGUCGGAUGACGCAGCCAGCGUUGCAACAUCCAGAGGAGUCGGCAUCGCAGUGGCCGGGGUCACGACGCUCCAAGAGGAGGACGCGCACAGUUCAUCGACCGACUCGUGCUCCUCGGGGCGUGGCCUCAACGCUCACCAGUCGCGACUGGAGCUGAUGUCCAUGUCGUGUGCCUCCAGCGAGACGAGCAGCACCCUGGACAUCGAGGAGCAGCAGGAGCAACUGCAGCAACAGCAACAGCAGCAGCAGGCACAACAGCCAUUGCAAUCGAAGAGGAAGCCGAUUAGCCGGGCAAGUUUCUCGCGUCUGCACCGCCGCUCCACCUCCUCGCUGCGUCGCGCCUUCGAGAGCCUUUCGCUGACCUCGCGUUCGCUGUCCUGCAGCGGCCUCCCCCCUCCGCCGCCGCCGCCACCCCCAUCUGCAUUGCCCCUCAAGUCGGCUCUCAAAUCCGCCUCGAAUGUGGAGCUGCACAGGCAGCAGCAGCAGCAGCAACAUCAACACCAUCACCACCAGUCAGCUGGCAGGUCAUCAUCAUCGAGCUGCAGUUUGGCGUCCAAAAGCAAGGUGAAGCCGCCGCCGCAAAGGAUCCUGCGGCAGCCCGUCUCCUACACAUAUCUCAAAGGGAUGUCCGGCCUGCCGACGCAGCGGGUGCCGCGCAGCUCCGUCUGCUGUCAGUAUGCCAGGCGCUAAGGAUCUCCAACUAAGUCGUUUAUCACCCAAGAUAGCCAGGAUUCAGCACUGAGAAAAAAGAAAGAGUAAGCGCAGUAUCAGCAUCCAAUAAUCAGCUAAUUGAGCAAUCACCUUUACUCAAGUAUCCUUUUUUCCAAUUAUAAUUCAUAGGGUAAAAACAUUUUUUAAUACAA
Messenger RNA from Drosophila rhopaloa, 1133 nucleotides. Its product is annotated as myb-like protein AA. Lineage: Eukaryota; Metazoa; Arthropoda; Insecta; Diptera; Drosophilidae. The record is from RefSeq and is a predicted model, not a curated record.